CUCUCACUUAACUGUCUUUACAGUGAGAGAAGAGAGAGAGAGUGCGAGUUGGGAUGCUGCUGAGUUCACAGUCCCUCAGCUUUCUCGUGUCCUUCAAACCCCCUCAAAAGCCAACCCACCUCAUCUCUCUCCAUUCCCCCAGGUCUCCAUCUCCAGUUCCAUCUCUCUCUCUCCAGCCUCUGUCAGCUUCCCCUGAUCUCUCUUUCUUGAUCCCUUUCUCCUUUCUUUCCUAAUUUUCGCGUCAAAAUUUUGUUCUCCAGCUUCGUUUUCCUCCAAAGAAAAACGUUAUCCUUGAUUUUAUCACCGUUGCAAUUUUCUGGACUGGGUUUCUUGGAUUCCCCUCUUCUCUUGAUGCUUCUUUCCUAAUUUUCUUGUUUCAAAGCGCACUUGGUUUUAUCCUUCGGCUUCGAUUCCUGAUGUCCUUGAUGGAGUCUGGAGUUUCUUGUAGAUAUCGUUAGAUUUUCUUGAUAUUUCUUGAUUUUUUUUUUCUUCUUUAAAUUCAUACUUCCUCUGCUAAAUUCCAAUGGAGCUCAUCAAGAUCGCUCUUUUCGUCUCUUUCUUGUUCCUAAAUCCACCGUCUUGCCUGGCGUCUUCGACACCGCUGAAUUGUACUGACACCACCCGCCUCUGCACUUCCUUCAUCGCCUUCAAGACGAAUCCGAACACCACCCUCCCCCAAAUCCAGAGCAUGUUUGAUGUAUUCCCCAAUGACAUUACCGCCGACGAGGCCAGCAGCCCCGGCUACCUCUUCAUCAGCAAGAACUGUUCUUGCUUGUCCUCCAUCAAGAAGUACCUCACCAACACCACCUUUACCAUGAGGGAGGCGGAGGGCCUCGUGUACCCCAUGGUCACCGAAGCCUAUGGUGGGCUUGCGUUCUUGCCCAACUCGACCCGGAGGGCAAGAUUAGGAGCCGUGGUUUCGCUGCACCUUCUUUGCGGGUGCUCCAGUGGGCUGUGGAAUUAUCUGAUGAGCUACGUGAUGGAGGAGGGGGACUCAGUCGAGUCCCUGUCGAGCAGGUUUGGGGUCAGCAUGGAUAGCAUUGAGACGGUGAAUGGUAUGCUCGGUCCUAAUGAUGCAGUUGUCGGCAAUGUUUAUUACAUUCCGUUGAAUUCAGUUCCUGGGCUGCCUGUGCGCACAGAAGUCGCUCCUGCGCCUGCUCCUGCUCCUGCGCCAAUCAUUGAUACAUUCUCAGAAAAUCAAAAGCAACAUUCUGCCAGAUUUCCAUAUGGAUGGGUUCUUGGGAGUCUGGGAGCUGCUCUUUUGCUGAUUGUAGUGACUCUACUUUCAUGCGUAUCAUUCAGAUCACUUGAUUGUUGCUCCCAAGAUCGAAGAAGGCACACAAAAGAUCCUGAUCAGCCUCUCUCUCAUAAAUUCCACAUCCUCAAGAGCACUAGUUUUGUUAAUGCCUCAGGAAGGUAUCUCUGCUGCAAAUCCGCAAAUCUGAAGCCAUCAAACGGGGAAACAGGCAAUCAACAUGUCAGUAUUCCCAGAGGUAUGGUGGCUGAUGCAUUUGACAUGGAGAAGCCUAUCGUUUUCACACAUGAAGAGAUUCUUUCUUCAACUGAUGCCUUCUCUGAUUCCAAUCUACUUGGUCAUGGGACAUAUGGUUCUGUGUAUUAUGGAGUGCUUCGGGAUCAGGAGGUUGCAAUAAAAAGAAUGACUGCUACCAAAACUAAGGAAUUUAUAGCGGAGGUGAAAGUUCUCUGCAAGGUUCAUCAUGCAAGUCUGGUAGAGUUGAUUGGUUAUGCAGCAAGCAAUGACGAGCUCUUCCUCAUUUAUGAGUAUGCUCAAAAGGGUUCGCUUAAGAAUCAUUUACAUGAUCCACAAAAUAAAGGUCAUACAUCAUUAUCUUGGAUCUCUAGGGUUCAAAUUGCACUUGAUGCAGCUAGAGGUCUGGAAUACAUUCACGAGCAUACAAAAGAUCAUUAUGUUCAUCGAGACAUCAAAACAAGCAACAUCUUGCUUGAUAGUUCUUUCAGAGCAAAGAUAUCUGAUUUUGGACUUGCAAAACUUGUUGUGAAAACUGGUGAUGGAGAAGCAUCUGCCACGAAAGUUGUUGGUACUUUUGGUUAUUUGGCUCCAGAAUACUUGCGUGAUGGUCUGGCAACCACAAAAAGUGAUGUUUAUGCAUUUGGGGUUGUCCUUUUUGAGCUAAUAUCAGGCAAAGAAGCAAUAACAAGAACAGAAGCAAUGGUUUUAAACAAUUCUGAGAGGCGAUCUUUGGCAUCAAUUAUGCUAGGAGCUCUGAAGAAUUCCCCAAAUUCAAUGAGCAUGGCUAGCCUGAAAGACUACAUUGAUCCCAAUUUCAUGAAUUUAUAUCCUCAUGAUUGCAUCUACAAGAUGGCUAUGCUGGCAAAGCAAUGUGUGGAUGAAGAUCCAAUUUUAAGGCCGGACAUGAAGCAAGUGGUGAUUUCUGUGUCCCAUAUUCUGCUUUCAUCCGUGGAGUGGGAAGCGGCUUUGGCUGGAAAUAGUCAAGUUUUCAGUGGCCUUGUGCAAGGAAGAUGAUUGAUUGAUGAUUGUCAAUCCUGUUCUUCUCCAACAAAUGCAUUGGGUUUUUCUCCAUCCCUGCAUCCUCGUGUUUAUUAUAUUUUCUAUCCUUUAGUGUGCCAAUGGGGUGCAUUGGCAUUGAAGAGUAUAUUCUUUCAUCUUUCUAUUCUUUUGAUGUUUGUAUUUCUGCAUGAGAUAGAUUUUCCCAGCUGUAGUUACAAUACGAUAUGUAUCGCUUGUGCAGACAGGUAUUGCUUCUUCCGAUUGUAGUCUUAUAAUUUCAUUCCAUUCGUUUUUCAAAA
Phoenix dactylifera (date palm) is the source of this 2790-nucleotide messenger RNA. RefSeq names its product protein kinase family protein / peptidoglycan-binding LysM domain-containing protein (gene LYK3). Gene Ontology annotation, molecular function: ATP binding; transmembrane receptor protein kinase activity. Gene Ontology annotation, biological process: innate immune response; protein phosphorylation. Lineage: Eukaryota; Viridiplantae; Streptophyta; Magnoliopsida; Arecales; Arecaceae. The record is from RefSeq and is a predicted model, not a curated record.